Messenger RNA from Monoraphidium neglectum, 882 nucleotides. RefSeq lists its product as hypothetical. Gene Ontology annotation, molecular function: protein serine/threonine phosphatase activity. Gene Ontology annotation, biological process: protein dephosphorylation. The coding region runs from base 1 to 882 and encodes 293 amino acids. The transcript is spliced from 5 exons. Lineage: Eukaryota; Viridiplantae; Chlorophyta; Chlorophyceae; Sphaeropleales; Selenastraceae. The record is from RefSeq and is a predicted model, not a curated record.
AUGGGGCCGGCGGCUUCACACUGCGCGUCCUGCCUGCAGUGCGUCGGCGUGUUUGACGGCCACCAAGGCGCGCUCACGGCGGCCCUCGCCGCGCAGCACAUGCCGCAGCUCCUGCACAGCGCGCUGCUCGGCCGCGCCCUUGCGAGCUCUGCCGACACGCGCCGGCUGCCGGACGCGCGCGGCGGCGCGGGCAGCGCGGCGCUGAGCGCUUUCGAGGCGGCGGUGGCGGCGGCGUUUCUAUCGUUCGACCGGUGGUGGCGCGACGCGCGCUGCGACCCCGCGCUGACUCAGCACGGCUGGGACGAGAGCGGCGCCACGGCACUGGUGGGCCUGGUGGCGGGCGACACCCUGACAGUGGGGAACGCGGGCGACGGCGCCGCCCUGCUGGCGCGCGGGGGCCGCGCCCACCGGCUCUCUGAGGAGCACCGCGCUGGGAGCAACGCGGCCGAGCUGGAGCGUGUCUUGUCGGCAGGCGGGCGGGUGGUGACACUGUGGCCGGGGGCGGCGGCACGCGUGGCGGGCUCAACAGGGCCGGCCAGCUCCUGGGCGUCCAUGGUUACGCGCUCCCUGGGUGACUUUGCGUUCAAGCACCCCCACCCCAUCCUGUCCCCGGAGCCGGCGCUUCGCAGCGUGGCCCUCACACCCAGCGACAGCCUGCUGUUGGUGGCCACGGACGGGGUGACAGACGUGCUGCCUGACGAUGACGCACUGGCCAUCGCGGUGGACGCUGUGGAAAGGGGCAGGCAGGUGACCGACGACGGCGCCGCGCUGGCAAGAGCGGCCGCCGCCGCAGUCGCACGUAGUGCGCUGGUUUGGGGCUCCGACGACAACGUGACGGCAGCCGUCAUGCUCUUCGACUGGACCGCCCACGAGUCCCUGUGA